This is a messenger RNA of Eutrema salsugineum, 3469 nucleotides long. RefSeq names its product pentatricopeptide repeat-containing protein At2g26790, mitochondrial. NCBI's taxonomy places the organism in Eukaryota, Viridiplantae, Streptophyta, Magnoliopsida, Brassicales, Brassicaceae. The coding region runs from base 128 to 2611 and encodes 827 amino acids. The record is from RefSeq and is a predicted model, not a curated record. The transcript is spliced from 3 exons. Gene Ontology annotation, molecular function: protein binding.
UGUGUGAAUUGGGUUUAGGGUUUUAGAUUAUUUCCACAAUCCUCUGAAGCUAUUUGCCAUAACCGUCGGUUCUCUCUCUUUUCCGAUUAGACUGUUUUCCUUCUGCAAAACCCAAAUUCUCAUUUUGAUGCCGUUUUCUGCAACUCUAUUACGCUCACAUUUGAGAUUGGCUCGGAGAGCAGCAGCAGCGUCUUCGCGUUACUACACCAUCUCUGCUCUUAACCCAAAUCUCUCAGACUCUGAACAACAGGUGAAUAAUCACCUUAAAGUCGGUAACUUUGAUUCGAAUUUCUCCAAUUCCAAUGAGUUUGGCGUUCUUCGUGUCCUGGAUAGUGUCAGGGAUGACCCAAAUCUCGCCUUCUCGUUUUUAGGACAGCUUAAACAAAAUGGGGUAUCUCUUAAUGUUAAUGCAUACGCAACUGUUGUCAAGAUUCUCUCUGGUUGGGGUUUGGACAGGAAGUUAGAUUCGGUGUUAGUUGAACUAAUCGGGAACGAGGAGCGUAGUUUCUGUGUAAUGGAUUUGAUAGAAGCCAUUGGAGAGGAUGCUGCUGAGGAUAAACGGUACUUGCUCUUGGUUCGAGUCUCUAGUGCCUUGGUAAAAGCUUAUGUUAGUCUUGGGAUGUUUGACGAAGCUAUCGAUGUUUUGUUCCAGAGUUAUCGUCUUGGUUGUGUCCCGGGAAUUAAGUCCUGCAAUUUCUUGAUGAAUCGUUUGAUUGAGUUUGGCAAAAACGAUAUGGUACUGGCGCUUUUUCGGCAACUUAUGCAGAUUGGUUUGUGUGCAAAUGACUACACUUAUGCAAUUGUGGUUAAGGCAUUGUGUAGAGAAGGCGAUUUAGAUGGAGCAGCUAAGUUGCUUGGGGAAACUACGAGCGUGUUUGCUUAUACGACUUUCAUCGAAGGGCUUUGUGUAAAUGGGAAGACAGAAGCGGGUGUUGCUCUGAUCAGUGAUCUGAUAGAUGCGAAAGCUCUGGCUGGUGAUGAACUUGGAUUUGCAUAUAACAUGGUGGUCCGUGGUUUCUGUAAUGAGAUGAAAACAGAAGCCGCCGAAGAAGUUAUUUUUAGAAUGGAGGAAACUGGGAUCGGUCCUGAUGUUAAUGCCUGCUUAGCAAUAAUUGAUCGACACUGCAAGAACAUGGAUUUACCUAAAGCUUUGGGGUUUGUAGAUGCUAUGUUGGAAAAAGGACUCAAAAUCAAUUGUGUGAUUGUAAGUUCAAUCCUUCAGUGCUAUUGUAAGAUGGGCAAGUGUUUCGAAGCAUUACAACAGUUCAAAGAAUAUAAAGACAUGAAGAUCAAUACGAAUGAAUUGUUGUUGGGAGCUUUACAGAAGUUCAAAGAAUUCAAAGACAUGAAUAUUUUCCUUGACAAGGUUUGUUACAAUGUUGCAUUUGAAGCUCUGAGCAAGCUUGACAGAGUGGAAGAAGCUGUUGAGUUGCUCCAAGAAAUGAUGAAUAAAGGAAUGGUUCCUGAUGUGAUCAACUACACAACUCUGAUAGAUGGCUACUGCCUUCACGGUAAAUUUGUUGAUGCCCUUGAUUUGAUUGACAAAAUGAGAGCAAAUGGUACCGCUCCAGAUGUAAUUACAUACAACGUGCUUGCCGGUGGACUCGCCAGGAAUGGUCAUGCUAAAGAGGCAUUUGAAAUUUAUAAAUGUAUGAAAGAUGAGGGUCUAGAGCCCAAUGCUGUCACACACAAUGUGAUCAUUGAAGGCUUGUGUUUUGCUCGUAAAAUAGAGGAUGCCGAAAAUUUCUUCGAGAGUCUGGAAGACAAAUGCCCAGAUAAUUAUGCCAGUUUGGUGAAAGGUUAUUGUGAUUCUGGCCUUUCUAAACAGGCCUUUAGACUAUUCAUUGAUCAAAAUUUCCCUCUGCGCAAGAGUGUGUACUUCAAGCUAUUCACAAGUCUCUGCAUCGAGGGUUGUCUCGACAAAGCUCUUGUCGUACUUAAAAGAAUGUGGGCUUAUGGAGUUGAACCUGGGAGGUGGAUGUAUGGUAAAAUGAUUGGGAAGUUUUGUGAGUUAAAUAAUGCGAGGGAAGCCCAGCUGGUAUUUGACACAAUGGUCAGUAGAGGACUCAUCCCUGAUCUGUUUACUUAUACAAUCAUGAUUCACACAUACUGUAGGCUAAAUGAGUUGCAGAAAGCUGAGUUUCUUUUCGAGGACAUGAAGCAGAGAGGAAUAAAACCUGAUGUGGUAAUAUACACAGUGUUGCUUGAUAGUCAUCAGAAGUUGGAUCCAGACCAUCAUGAAACAGGUUAUGUUAGAGGAGAAGUGCAAAAACGGAAAGCUUCAGAAAUUUGGAGAGAAUUAGAAGCUGCUGGUAUUGAGCCAGACGUUGUAUGCUAUACUGUUUUGAUAGAUCGCCAGUGCAAGAUUCAGAACCUAAAAAACGCCACAAGACUUUUUGAUCAAAUGAUAGACAGUGGGCUCAAGCCUGAUAUGGUGACUUGCACGGCUCUAAUAUCUAGUUAUUGUCGCAAAGGAUACAUGGAUAAGGCAGUAAGACUUGUUACCCAAUUGUCAAGAAAGGAUAUUUCGUCGGCUGAACUUUUAAUGCUUGCUGUUAGGCGUGGUACUUGGAAGGCCAAGAGAUUUCAAUUGCGGGAAAUAAAGGGUUAGAAUGAGCGCAUUUUUGGAAGGUCAAGUGUGAUUUUGGUGAUCUGCACUAAAUAUCUUUCGAGAGAUUUCCUCUAAGUCACUGAUAUGACUAUCAAAAUCGUGAGCAUCAGCAUGUAGCUUCCAGAUCCAAGUGGUAGUAUCAGGUCUCUUAGCUACUGUUCUUGAGAAUGACCUGGUUUAGCGUAUUCAUCGAAAAAAGUUUUCAUGGGAUCCCUAUCUGGCAAAGUUUUGACUGAGAAUAUUGUAGAUGGUGUGUAUCACUUUUGGAGGCAAAAAGUAGAAUUCAGCACAUUGAGAAGAAACUUUGGAUCUGCAUCUGCAUGAAUGGAGGAUUUUUGAAGGGUGUUUAGGUAAAUGCGCUUCUUCUUUCCUGACUUUCUUCUCUCAACGGUCAUGAUGUCGCAGUGGAUGCAGUUCGUGGACAAUGAUAAGGAUCGAGUCAACCAUGCUUAUUCUGAGUGGUUUAGCGAAAGGAUAAUGUGGAAGAUCAGUUUAUGCUUGUGAGAUGAGGGAAGUGCAAAAAAAAGUUGAAUCGUUCAGAGAUGAAUCAAAUAGACUUGACUUGCAGAAAAAAAAAAAAACAGGGAAAACGAAAUACACUGGGAAAGCCAAAAAACUUGAUGACAAAGUAGCCAAACCCAAGCCACACAGUAGCUAUAUAUUUACUGUGGAGACUCCAAAGGAACAUGUCAAGCUUCUAAUACAUGGAGAUCUGCGGUUGGAAUAAUCAUGUUGUAUUUUUUUGUGUUUCUCAGCUCAGCUUACAAAACUUUGAAAGUAUGAAACAGAUAGCUGUGGAGAAACUCUUACCAUCAAGGAUUCAUUGCAAUUCUCUUUCCAUGACUCAGAAGAUCGAUA